Messenger RNA from Topomyia yanbarensis, 8968 nucleotides. RefSeq names its product neurobeachin-like protein 1. Gene Ontology annotation, cellular component: membrane; cytosol. Lineage: Eukaryota; Metazoa; Arthropoda; Insecta; Diptera; Culicidae. Bases 182 to 8536 code for a protein of 2784 amino acids. Gene Ontology annotation, molecular function: protein kinase binding. The record is from RefSeq and is a predicted model, not a curated record. Gene Ontology annotation, biological process: intracellular protein localization. The transcript is spliced from 20 exons.
AUUAUCUUUAGUUCUGUCGCUGGCUCUCGGGGUGUAAUGUUUUGCUGGUGUGAAAAAUAACAAUAAGAUACGUGUUAGCAAGUGAACCGCACUGAUUAGUGAAGCGAUCAGGUGAAAAUUAUGCUAAAACCGGAGAAUGAGUAAUCGUGCAAUUCGCGAAUAACUGCUUACCGGAUCCGUGAUGGAUUCCAAAAAGGAUAUCUACAAUUUGUGGGUGCAAUAUACGACGAAGAAUGAAGAGAUCUACUUCCGCCAGUUCAUCCAGGGAUUCGUCAGCAUCUGGCAGAACCAGCUUCUGUUGGACUUUGAAAAUGUUCCAAACUGGGCAACCAUUUCUUCGGAUUCAGGACCACACCUGAAUCGACUGCCGGAAGAGUUGCUGCCAGCUAUUGAAAAAUUUCUGAUAAUUGCACGGGAUAAAUUCGAAAAGGCAUCCAGCAUCGAAGCAAACGAACAGGAAGAUGAAACACUGCUAGAAAUACAAUUGCUAGUGCAAUGUUUGACAAUAAUUUGCCGCCACUUUGACAACAUCGCAACUAUCAUUAAAUCGAGCUACAUAUCAAGCUGCGUAGUUAUAUCGAAUGCAAUCAUUAAUAAGCUAAGCCACCAAACAGCAUUGAGUGCAGCUCAGCAGCAGUUCAUCAAAUGUUUCAGUAACUUUCUUGAAGUUCUUUAUGACCCUUACUUCACCUGGAGAAACUUUCUGCGUGGAGAAAUAGCAGACUACGCACGAUUAAGCUACAAAAUAUCGCCUAUGCAUGCCGAGAUUGUGCCAUUCGUCUACGAUUGUUUCCAGGUGAAAAACGUCUGCUGUUAUCCAGAGAUUGGGAAGGAUCUAUUCCAUAUUCUGGGUGCAGUGAUUUCUGGAUCACAGGUUGCUUUAGAACCUGUUGCCAAACAAAAUAUUAACUCCUACUAUCUAAACAAUUCUACUGGUGAAGGAAUAGCAAAUGUGCACAAUGGAUUACGUGCCAUAAGCCCUGCGACUGUUACCAUUAUAAUGGAUAUUGUUUCCAAGUGGGAAAGUGAUUCAAACCUACGCCAGCUCGUACUACAAUGUUUCACCCUAACGGCUAUUAUAUUACAAAAGUCUAGUCCUGAACAGCGCCAAAUCGAUUUACUUACCAUUUUUCAACUGUACGUGGGAGCCGUUCUAACCCUUUUGGAAACGGAUCACUUCCUUCAGAAAAAAUCACCAGCUGACAGUUUCGAACUGUCACAAAGUGGCAAUAAUUACGUGGAUGUAGGUGCGUUAAAUUCAAUUAUCGGAGCAAUAGAACACUUACUACCGGAAUACGUCAACAAACAAGUGCUGUGCAAUGCCAUGUUCGAAGCUAAGUUUCUAUCCACUUUGGUUCAGAUCCCGGAUCGCGUUAAGUCUUGGAACAUCGAUCAUCAACCUAUUGGCUCAACGCUGGUGAGAAGUUUUCAUAAACUUUGCAGUAGUUCUGAGAAGAUCCAGUACAAUCUAAUGCACACCAAUAACGUAAACAUUCUUUUCGACGGUUUGGCACAAUUUGGUAAGCCCUCGCAUGACUUGAUUUGCGAUUGUCUGUACUUUGCUUUCGAUGGAGGCGAUAAUCGCAACCUGAAUGCUCGUAUUGUCAGUAAACUAGUCGAAUGGAUCCCGGCAAUGGGCGAGAUGGAACAGAACUAUCUCAGCGAUGUAUUGCUGAAAAAAUGCACCGCCAGUUUACAAAGUAAACAUUCCAUCUGCGAGCAGCGAAUGAUCAAACGAAUCGUGGUGAGCUGUCUAGAGGAUCAUAGCCGACUGUCGGCAAAGUGUUCAAUUAAUUUGCUGAAAUUGAUAGAGGAACUCGCAAAACACAGCAUACUUCCAAUUGAGCUCAAGUGUUUAUUCGGACUGCUCAGGAAUGAACUGAACUUCGAGUAUAGAAAAAAUUUGGUAGAAGUUAUUUUGCGAGUUUCCCAGCAUCGAUUGUCACUUGGAACAAGUCCCAAAGAAUAUUUGGAUAUUCAGAGUAACACGAAUGGGAUCACUAUUCCGGAGAUUCGUAAAUGGGACACAGCGCACGGUUUUGUUUUUCAUGCCUGGAUUCGAUUGGACAAAGACAUUGAACUUUUCAGUGAUGACGAGGAAAUAAAUUUGCAAAAUUAUCGCAGACAUCUGUUCAGUUUGACGACAAACUUCGGAACAGGAUAUGAGUUCUUCAUCCAGAAGAAUGGCAACUUUGUCGUAAGUGUUAUAACCAAAAAGGAGUUUUUCACGGCAACUGUCCAGUCGACACAUUUGUUGGACGGCCGAUGGCACUCGAUUACCGUCGGUGUGGUUCCGCCAAAGAGGCUGUUCUCAUAUCAUCAAAUUAAUGUGUACAUCGAUUCGGUGCAGAAGUUGGGAUCCACAAUGAAAUAUCCGGCAUUUGCAGAGCUUUUCCACUACUGUGCCAUUGGCGCACCCUACAAUAAUGUCCGAAAAGUUACACACACAUCCCAUCAGUCAAAUUCUGCUCGAAUGGGCAGCACGACAUCAGAAGGCACACCUCCGCCCAUCGAGAAGGAGGAGAAACCCAGAGGUGGACUUUUUCCCAACCUAAUCGAGCGGACAUUCUUUCCCGGGAUAGUGUCACAAGUUCCCAGCUAUUUCACGCUCCCGGCUCGACCAUCGCAUUCUUCACUGGAUCCAAGCGUAAAAUCUUACCCGAUCGGGAUGCAAGAUCUAGUGUUCGGUGAAGCCAUAUGCCUCAAAGGUCAACUGGGCAGUAUUCUACUAGCGGAUACAAAUAUAAAUUUGAAAAGUUUAUUCGACGCAGGUCCCAGUAUUGCAAGUGUCCUUGCUACGGAUAUGAUCGAAUCUUUCGAUAUGGCAUCAAAGUUCGUUUUUUGUUUUUCCCCUCGUGCAUGCUACGAUGGGUUAUGCCUGGACCUUGCUCCAGGGAAUCAGUAUAAUGGACACGUAGUUGCCAAUGCAUCCAGCAUAUUAUCUGUGCAAAAUGCUAUCAAUGGAGUAGGAGGAAUGAUGUCGCUGUUGCCUAUACUGGAUUGUAUCAGUCAAAUUCCAGCGUCGGAUGUUCUCACCUCGAAUGAGCUGAUACCGCUGACACCGGUUGCAUCGCCAACCCGGGAAGAAUAUUUCGGUGAUUGGGAGAUGCUGCAAUCUAAUUCACUCACAGAGUCAAAAAUCAUACAGAACCCAAUUGCUUGUUUCAUCUGCUUGAUAAGAAAUUUUAUCCAUGGCAAUGACCUCAAUAAAGAAAGUAUCCUGAAAAACGAAGCCAUUUGUAUCAUUAGCCAGCUCUUGCAGAACUGCAAUGAAGCUCUGUUUGAUGUAAAUGUUCUAAUGGCUGUCCAACUUCUGAUUGAAUCGAUUCAAAAUGAGAUGCCGUCUGCUAAUAUGGAUAUGCUGCAUGUGUUGUACAAAGAUUUGGUGUUCAAUUUUCGUAUUUGGGCUAGAGCUCCAUUCCAGAUCGUCAUUGGGCACGUACAGUACAUCAGUGCUAUCAUAAAGGAUGAUAGAAAGUAUUUUCGGAAACAUUUUGGGACACAGUUUAUGCUAGACGUUAUCCAGGAAUUUUUUGCUGGCACCUGCACUCUUCCCGGGCAGGAUGCAAAAAUGGUGCGCGACUCGCUGCUUAGGAUUCUUCGUUACUACAUUCAGAAGGAGGUCAAUAUCAAAGAGAUCUCCGCCCUGCUUAUUUUCUUGACCACCAUCAAAGUCGAGUCGGUGGUGAUAGAAAUACUGGAUAUGCUCACAUCGCUGAUAGAGAGCAAACAUGCGAAGGAUCAAAUAUUCCUGCUGAUGUACGAACCCAACAUGGCAGAAGCACUGUACACAUUGUUUAUGGAUCGCCACUUUGGUGGUGAGGUUCACAAGCGACUUCUAAAAUUCAUCGGAGGAAUGUUGAACACGAAGCGUAUCUCCAGCAAACAUAAAGCCGCCCUGCGUCUGUAUGACAGUUCAAUCGAGUGCAACAGUUUAUAUCCUGGGCUGUUCUCGUUUAUGAUACCGUUCGAUUUGCAGCCGGAUGUGAUACUGGGAUUACUGGAUUUGAAUCUCUGCCAGGACACCGAGAUGGGGUACGCCGGGGCACUAUGCUUAAUCUAUCAUGCCAAUUUAGCCAGUUUGACGCUGAAAUUGGAAAUUGCCAAAAGAUUAAUGACGUGCACAUUCACAAAAUCUAAAGCGCCGCAAAUGAUCGCCAAACAGGUUGGUUGGCAGGAAUCGAUUGCCCGUUUGCUCAUCAAGAAGCCUGUUGAGAAUCGUUCACUUUCGGAGAAAGAAAAGGAAAAGGGGAAAAUACUGACCGACAUAGAAGAAUUUGUUAAGCGUGAAAGUGAAUCAUCGGUGGGAGUGGGUCAAAAUGAUUUGAUGAUUUUCGAUGACGAAACUAUGGAGUUGAAGGUUCCGGAAACUCCAAAACAUUCGAACUCGUUUAUGACGGAAGCUGCUACCGUGAUUGAACAAGAAAUUAAAGAACUCGCCGAUAGUGUACAGGGGGCUGUUAAGGAUAAUAUCACAUCGUCUAUAACCUCUGUUUAUUCGGCCAUCCGGCAAAAGACCUCGGAUAUUCAGGAUACGUUAGAAUCACUGACGCUCAGCUUCGAGGAAGCAUCAGGGCGAAAGAAAAGCACAUUGUCUUUAUCAAGCAGCAGUGAGGAGAAUAUAUCUCUCGACGAGUCCCUGGCAGUCUCUUCGGUGCGAGAUGACACGCAUUCUACCAGAAGUGUUGACGAUUUAGAUAGUGCUCUUACCGGAGAUGACGAUACCAAUCCGAGGUAUGUGGAGGACAACGACGAAGAGAAUCUUGUGUAUUUAGUGUCGAAUAUUUUAUUUACCAUUUUGUGGCGUGGAGUGGAAAACUCGAAUGAUUCGUGGAAAGAACGAGGGCAAGUCAUGGCGUGUAUAAAUCUGAUAGCACUAAACAAUGAAUUGUACUGUUCGCAUUUGAGUUUAAGGCUGCGCAUUUUGGAAAUGGGAGUGCAAGCGGCUCUGAUUGAUUUAAGUGAAAACGCACAGCUCGCCAUCACUCAUCAGCAGAAUGCAGCACAGCUCCUGAGACUGGCAUAUGAUCUGGUGGUUCUCGAUCCGAACGAAGAUGAUACGAAAAAGUGUUCGACAAAGUUACUUGAUGGUGUUUUAUCACUGUUGGACAUUUUGGUGGUGUUUCAGCAAAGCAGCUCGGACGAUUGGUCUGAAAUGUCUCACUUGUGUUUGGGGCUACUGCUAAAGUGUUCUAAUAAUCCUAACUCGGGGAUCGUAGCGAUGGCCACGGCUAAGCUGCACGCUCUGCUACAGAACAGAGUGAAUCAAGAUCCAUCAGAAGCUGGAUAUCUUCUGUAUAGUUUGAACCAAGCCAUUAGUAGUGCAAUUGAGGUUGGUGAUUCAGAGCAGUAUUCAUUUUUGAUUCCCGUGCUUAAAGCCUUGCUGGAGAAAUCUCGUUUGUUGAUCGGAUUAACAACGAAUGCGCCGGAUCUGCCGGCGACUUCAUCGGGACCGGUAUUUUUCCAGAAUUUCCAGAUGUAUUGUACCAGCAAGCAGUGGAGCAGUUUCAUCGAGAAAAAGAUUAAGCCUUUGUACACAUCGUACCAGAAAGACUUAUCCAAUUCUCUGUGGGAGCCGCUGAACACAUUUUGGGCCGAAUGCUACGAGUCGUGCAAAUUUUCGUCGCAGCGCCGUGCCAAGCUACAGAUGGAAAGCCGGCGGAAGUUCCAGGAAAGAAUAUUGAUACCCUGUCGGAUACGCCAGUCAGAGGAGCUCGCUCGCGUCAAUGUGCAGCAAACCCAGCGGAAAGCUAAAGAUGCACACGUCGACCGAAGGUGGCACAUAUUGAAGCGGUUUUUGUAUGGGCCCAAAGGAGCGUGGGCCAAACUCGCCAGCGAGGAAGAGUUUUGGCGUCUCUCACAUCACGAGAAUGGUGUUCGCAUGCGGUUGAAGUUGGAGCCGGAUGUCAACCACGAUCCUCAUACUGCGGCUUCUAAUAUGCGUGACAAUACGACGAGCCACUCGCAAAGUCGUCGCCUUUCGACCGAGUUAGGCUCAACUAUUGCGCCAGCCGCACUAGCUGACGAAAAUGUCGACGAGGACAUUCUUCUGUUGGAGGAGGAGAUGCGCAACAGUUUGGAACCGCAAGUACCCGAAACUUCCGGCAAGGAGAAAAUUGUCAUAUCACAAGAAUGUGAACUUAUCACGUUAAUGACGAGAGUCAAGGGACGGCUCGAUUUGACGACCAAUCAACUAAUUUUCUCCGAAAUCGGUGCCAUUAGGGACGACGGUCAACGUCACGAUUUCAAAUUUCCAAUUGCCCAAUUGCGAGAGCUACACUUGCGGAAGUUUAAUCUUCGCCGUAGUGCUUUGGAAAUGUUUCUCGUCGAUCAGACAAGCUACUUCCUGAACUUCACGACAAAAACAAGAAACAAAAUUUUCACUAAAAUUCUCAGUCUACAACCUCCAAAUAUUUUAUAUGGAUCAGGGCGGUCACCGGCAGAAUUAUUACGAUCUUCUGGAUUGACCCAGAAAUGGGUGAACCGGGAAAUAUCAAACUUUGAAUACCUGAUGCACUUGAAUACGAUCGCCGGUCGGUCAUACAACGAUCUAAGUCAGUACCCGGUGUUUCCGUGGAUAUUAGCGGAUUACACAAGUGACAUCUUGGAUCUUAACGAUCCGAAAUCUUUCAGGGAUCUUAGCAAACCAAUAGGAGUAGUUAAUCCGAAGAACGAGGCAGAAGUUAGAAGUAAGUUUGAGAGUUUUGAAGAUCCGUCCGGAAUGAUACCAAAAUUUCAUUUUGGUACCCACUAUUCCAACUCUGCUGGUGUCUUGCACUAUCUGAUACGAGUAGAGCCAUUCACUUCAUUGCACAUUGAGCUACAAAGCGGCCGAUUCGAUGUGGCGGAUAGGCAGUUUCAUUCCAUUCCUCAAACGUGGAAGCUUUUGAUGGAUAAUCCGAACGAUGUGAAGGAGCUUAUACCAGAGUUUUUCUACUUCCCUGAAUUUUUGAAAAAUAUGAACAAGUUUGACCUCGGUAUACUGCAGACAACCAAAGAACGAGUGGACGAUGUCGUUUUACCAUCCUGGGCAAAAUCUGCUGAAGAUUUCAUUGCGAUUCACAGAAGAGCACUUGAGUCGGAGCAUGUUUCACAGAAUCUUCAUCAUUGGAUUGACCUUAUAUUCGGGUGCAAGCAGAAAGGACCGAAGGCAGUGGAAGCGCUUAAUGUGUUUUAUUACUGUUCCUAUGAAGGGGCUGUAGAUUUGGAUAAGAUUACCAACCCAAUCGAACGUGAAGCGGUGGAAGGUAUGAUCAAUAACUUCGGACAAACUCCUUCACAGCUCCUGAGAGAACCCCAUCCGCGAAGGCUGUCGCAAGAUGAACUGACGAUGAAAUUACUCAAGUUGGAACUGAAAAAACCCGACUUAACACUGAUCCUUGAUCGUGUCAAUUGCAUCAACUGUGAACUAUCAUUCGACAAAGAUCCGGUGGUUUAUCUAAGUACACCACGUAGCCCGCCUCGAUCGUUUUUGCAGACCAGCCCGGAUAUGCUGAUUUCAGUAACGAAAAGCGGUAUUCUCGGCUGCAACAGCUGGAUGUCGUUUGAUAAAGAGAAAGGAUUUCUUCUGGAAAUCGAUGCCACUACCUCCAACCUCAAAAACCGUAAAAAACUGGUCGGCCCAUUCCAUCCUUCGAUCAAUUUGAAUUCAAAUCUAUUUGCCGUCAGUGUCGAUGGCAAGUAUUUGUAUUCCGGCGGCAUCUGGGACAAUUCAGUACGCAUAUUUAAUAUGGCAAGGGGAAAGGUGGUCGCCUCCGCGAUCCAUCAUUUCGAUGUGGUAACUUGCGUGGCGCUAGACAGCUGCGGAUCGUACCUGGUGACCGGAUCGAAGGACAGCACAUGCGUUAUCUGGUCAAUCAGCAAUAGCAAUACAGCCGGCCCAACCAGUGCUUCCAAUCUUCAGCCCAACACAGCAGCAUUGAAUCAGAAUCUAGCCGGAAAUGUGGUGGGAAGCGCCAACGUGGUGCAUCUUACCAAUAAUCUAACGCCGAAGCCGGUGCACACACUGUAUGGACACGAUGAUGCUAUUUCGUGCGUGUCCAUCAUGACUGAGCUGGACGUUGUGGUUUCCGGAUCGUUGGACGGAACUGUAAAUGUGUACACAAUAAAAGAAGGUCAAUUUGUAAGGACAAUAAAUCCGAUAGGAUGUACGGGUACGAAUAUUGAAAUCUCCUUCAUCACACUGUCCUACCAAGGGCACAUAGCAUUUUCAGCUCUAGAUGACACGUCCCAUUCAGUUCAUGUGUUCAGUAUUAAUGGUGUUAGUUUAGGCUCGAAGUACGUAUCCGGUCGUGUGACGGGGUUAACAACGGCAACCGACUUUCUUGUUGUGUCCGACGACGCUGGAGAUCUAACUAUGAGUCGUUUGUAUGGUUUGAAACCCAUAUUCGACAUUCCGUUGCAUAUUCCAACGCAAACAAUUGUUGCCACUGGAGGCAACACCCAUCUGCUGGCACCGCUUCGUGAUGGAAGUUUGGCUGUCAUCGGCAUCAUGCAACCAAUUGCGUACAAAAAACAUGCCGUGUUGAAUGUGUAAUUCAACCCAAAGGUAUCUUUAAAAUAUGCUGACGCAUUAGAGUUAGUCUCGUCAAUUAUCUAUAGUAUUGCUUAGUUUUAAAAGAAAUCGCGAACUUCUUAUAACAAUCCUCCAAUACAAAGCUUGUUUAGUAAUCAAUAACACCUGUUAAAGUACGGAUUUUAUAACUAUGAUUAAAAGUGGCAAAUUAGACACGCUAACCUCAUUAGUCAGAAAUGUUUAAUUUACAACGCCUGCAGGUAUGUAUUUUAGGAUGAUAAGCUUCCUGUAGCCGACUAGAGAAGUGUACUAGAGAACCUUAUGCGUCUGAUAAGUUGUAACAAAUAUACGGCAGAACUUAAACGCAGAGAUUGGUGUAAUAUAUUAAGUGUGAUUUUAGAAGAAUUGUUAUUUCUAAUAUAUGUUGUUAAUUUAUAAACAUUUAAAGUAAAA